AUGACGGCUCUAAAUACAGCUCUGCCUAUUCUCCUGGCUGGGUGCACCACUCAUGGUCUGAGCAAGGUGUAUCUAUUAUCUCUAUCAUAUGCCGAUACCGGUGCCGCCACAACACAAAACAACAAUCAUGUCAGUCCAAACACGAUAGACGCCUUCAUGAAUCUUACAGAGAACGUUUCUGGACUAGAGGUACGGGCUUCAUACUUUGGGUUCUGCUUGACGUUCAACUCGAGUGCUUCGACUUGCUCCAACUCUAUCGACAACUUAGCGAGUACGGUGCAGCAAAGGGCAGAUGGUCAGGACCCGCUAAACCUGUUAUGGACGGCGAAGCAGUUCCGCGAUGCAACGAUCUUCAGCGGACUGAUGUAA
Parascedosporium putredinis is the source of this 369-nucleotide messenger RNA. The record is from the annotation of a GenBank genome assembly. NCBI's taxonomy places the organism in Eukaryota, Fungi, Ascomycota, Sordariomycetes, Microascales, Microascaceae.